AUGGCCCAUUUCAAUAAUAUUGCCAGUGAACAUAGUCCAUCAACAAGCAAGGAUUGUGUCUAUAAAAUUCGAAAAGAUGUUUGGCCGUCCUCCAAUGAGAUUUUGCUCAAAAUCGAUACGGAAAUUUUCGCUGGAAUCGAGAUUAAACGGAUAGAUGAAUUUCUAAAACCAUCAAAAACGAAGAAAGUGAUCAUGGAAAAGACGCCAGUUCGGACAUCGAAUAGAAAGAUUGACAAGAAGCAAGAACUGCAAAUUGAUAUGCCUAGCACUUCUAGAAGCAAAACAGAGUCAAAGUUGAAAGAUGAGAAAGCGUCGAGGAAGGAGGAUCGGCAUGAGGCUAAACAUGGAGUGGAUGAAGCAAUGAAAAACAAAAACGAGUUGACCGCUAAAGAAAAGGAAGAAGCCCGAAUUCGAGCGGAAGAAGAUGCGUUGAUCAAAAAACACGAAAAGGGAAUUGCUGAAGAGUUGAAAAAGGAGGAACAGGAGAAGAAAGAACGGCUAUUCGUCGCGCAAAUUGACGAAUUCAAUUGGGAGUACUUUGACGCAACGAAUUUAACAGACGAGUACGUGAGGGACGCUUUUGGACUAAAAGUUGCCCAUCGAGCACACCUUGAUGAAUCACCGGAACAAUUAGACACAAGAGAAAAAUCGACCAUCAAGCAUCGAAAACUCCCACCGGAGGACCGUUUCUGCUCGAUUUGCAAGCAAUCACUAGAAGAAACUGAAGAUAAACGCUUUUCGGUGCCAAGGAGUCAGUAUUGCUCGGAGAAAUGCGUGCAAGUGAUUGUUGAACGAGCACAUCAGAAGCUUGGCUCAAACUCCUCAAUGGUGAUGGUAUUAGUGAAUGGAUCGAUCAUCCCAGGUCCAACUCUGAGCCAACUCGAGCAAUUUCUCCUUCUCAGCCCCCAAGCCACUCCCGUUCUUCCAGCGUAUGACUCAGCAAACAAAAAAGAAGACCCGGCUUUUCACCAUAAAAUGCGUACGGAAAUCGCCGCUGAGGAAUUGAAGAACAAAGUAGAGAAAGAGCAUUCAUUGCUGAAAAUCAGCUACUCAAAGACGAUAUCUGAUGGAUUAAUGGCUCGUGUUCAAAAACCAUUGGACUAUCAAACAACCCGAAAAGAUAUCAAAGAAUUGGGAGAAGAGAUUGUCAAUGCAAUGCUAAAGCGCUUUGGCUCACUCUCCGAUCCAACUGGAAAAUCAUGGACAAGAGAGUUUCUAAAAAGUUUAAACAAUCGACAGAAUAAGGGAUUUUUUGUUCGAAUUGUGAAAAAAAUGAUCACUCCAGACAAGUUGGUUUCAUUAGAACCAAGUGACUUUGAAUCAUCGAAAUAUGCGGAUGAAUUGGUGAAAGUUAAAGUUGAUUCAAAAUCUGAAAGUUCGCCGAUACAAACAACGCCACCAAAGAAGAAAAUGAUUGGUGAUGGAGAAGAAGGGCCAAGGAAAGACACAACGAAUGAACACGGGAAACACCUCUUUGAUCUCAAUUGUAAGAAGUGUUGUGCUGCGGAGAAGCUGAAAGAGAAAGAAAGAGCGGAAGCAGCGCAACGAAAUACUCCAACAGUGAUCAAAAAGUUGAAUAAACCAUUGGAAGAUCCGGACAUCUACUGGAAAGGCACAGUGGCUUUUCAGAAAGUUGAGGCAAAAAUGGUGCUAAGACCGCUGAAUCGAGAACAUGAGUGCAGUAGAGGAGUGGCCGCUCGCUUACCCGAACGAUUGUUGUGCAUUGGUAACUACCCCUUGGAAGAGUUUCACUUCAAAAUCAAGAACUUUUCGCGUGAACUUUCACCUAAAGUUCAUCUGGUAUAUCAAGCUGAAAUGGAUGAAAGUUCUGGUUAUAAUGAAGUGUUCACAACAAUGGGAGAGAUGAUUGAAGAAGAAUGGGUAUCGGUCGUGCCGUUGACAAAAGUUUUCGAGUCAUCCCUCAAUCUUUGUUUCCUUUUUGCACUAGGAAUUCGAGAUGCGGGACCUGAAUUCGGCGAUCCAUCAUGGUCAAUCCCAUUCCCUCGACAUCGUCCCAAUCUCUUUCUUGUCAUCACUUCUACGGAAAAUCUUUCACCUGAUGUUCUAGAAGCACUUCAAUCAUCAAAAAUUAUGCAAAACUCAAAAGAUGAAAAUUUGACUUCUUCGGCUUCUCCCCAAAAAUAUUCUUCCCCACUGCAAGCUUCUCCAUCUAAAGAAUUUAUCGAACGUCGGAUAUCAAAGUUUGAGGUUCAAAUUCCAAGGAGUCAGCCGAAACAAACAACUCCGAUGAAGGGUCAAGGAACAUCGGCAAGCAAGUUUAUAUCGGAAAGAGCAAAGUUUAAUAAAGUGAACCAAGCCAAGCCCAAGCUAUUCCCAAUGGAGACAAGUCCGAGAAAGCAUCCGUGGGACCAAUAUGCCAAAGAAGAAUCUAACCAGACACCGAUUUCUCCGCCAUGUCCGCCAAUGUAUCAACAACCAGAUUUUAACAAGAAACAAACGAACAAGGUUAGCGGAAAGCGAUCAAUCUUUGAACAAGCUACUGGAUCAUCAACUUUGGCAAACAAAAGGGGUCAGCUUGUCCAACCGCGCAUCGAUCUCUCACAAGUUCCCAGGGGAAAUUGGCUGGUUAAGCAGCUGAGGAAAGCCGAGAAUCCAGGUUAUGUGGUAAACCUCAUCAAAAAGUUCAUCGUUGAUUCUCAAAUCUCGGAUCGAAACCAAUUGAAAGUGAUCUACAAAGCAGCUUCACUUGAAAUAAAAUACCUAGAAUGUAUCGGUAUUGCAUCUGAUAAUCUCUCCGGUUCACCUUGUAAACGAAUUCGUAAUGUCAUUGAGGGUUUCGCUUUUCAAGGAAGCAGCUCACCCUUCUCUUUGGAAAGUCCCAUUUUUGAUGAAGAAUUCACCUAUUUGAAUGAACCUGGCUGCUCAAAAGAAAACCCAUUUCCCGAGCCUUCCGCUCUUCCAAGACGCGAUUUCCAUCCACCAUCAAAAAUCCCUCGCAUUUCACAGGAAGUGGAAGAUGGAGAAGUGCAAAGUGAUGAUGAUCCGCAUGAAAUAAGCCCCGAGCAUCAAGAAAUGUUUGUUCCACCGCGUAGUACUAUGGAGAUGAUGUUCGAUUUGGGGACAUCUAGAUUGCACACAUCGAAACAUCCAGAAGAAAUUCGACAAAUGAAACGAUUAAAAGAAAAAGAAAGAAAGAAAAGGAAAAAGGCUGAAAAACGAUUGGCAAAGGAGAUGGAGAGUUCGAAUGAGAAUCUUGCUUCAGAGAUCGAACGAGACUCUACUCCAUCAUCUUCAAAACAACAAGAUCAAUCUUUAACAUCUACAAACAACAAUUCAGCUUCAGAAAGACCAAAUUUUGAUCCCUGGAAUCAAUGGAUCACUCACGGUGUUCUGCCGCCAAAAGAAGAAAUACUAACAGAUCUACAUAAAAUAGUAGAUGAGAUUAUUGAGCCAUUGAUGCAAAGACCGGGAUCUAGUCAAGAAGCUGGUCCAUCAAGGGGUCCACCCCCAAAUCCCCUAGAUGAUCCCUACUUUUCUCCGUACACUCGAGCGCCAAGACCCGAGUAUUUGGGGCCAAGCAGAAAUGCGAGGCCAGGAGUGGAGCAUUCCGGGUCAAUGAGGCCAAGAGGACCACCUAUGCCAUACCCUGGACCACCCGGGCAUCAACGACCUCCCAUACCUUCAAGUCCAUAUCCAAAUCCAUUAGAUGAUCCAUACUUUCUGCCGAGGUCCAGAGGUCCACCAAUGGCGCGCGGUGGUCGGCCACCGAUGAUGCCGCCUAGAGGAGGUCGUCCACCUCCAAUGCCUCCACCACAAAGACCUGGACCUAGCUUUUUCUUU
Mesorhabditis belari is the source of this 3801-nucleotide messenger RNA. The record is from the annotation of a GenBank genome assembly. Lineage: Eukaryota; Metazoa; Nematoda; Chromadorea; Rhabditida; Rhabditidae.